Messenger RNA from Zea mays, 727 nucleotides. RefSeq lists its product as uncharacterized. The coding region runs from base 68 to 577 and encodes 169 amino acids. Lineage: Eukaryota; Viridiplantae; Streptophyta; Magnoliopsida; Poales; Poaceae. Gene Ontology annotation, cellular component: membrane. The record is from RefSeq and is marked provisional. Gene Ontology annotation, biological process: protein transport by the Tat complex. The transcript has 2 exons.
CACAAAUAUCCGCGUGAGCGUGACACCCGACCUCCCCCUCCCGCUCCGGGCAGCAGCAGCAGCAGUCAUGCGGAUAGCCGUGGUGGCUCCCGUCGCGGCGGCCUACCCAUGUUCCUCCUCCCUCGCUGCGCCGGCGAGUGCGACGAGCCGCGCGCACGUUGCGGCGGCCGGGAUGUCCUACAGGGCGUCCUCUUUCGUCGGAGGCGGGCUCGCGGCGGUGGUUGCGUCGGUAGCCGCGCGGCCGAGGAGGGCGGGCUCUGGGAGAGGCGACGCUCUCGGGUGCAAGUGCCUCUUCGGGCUCGGGGUGCCGGAGCUCGCCGUCAUCGCCGGCGUCGCCGCGCUCGUGUUCGGGCCCAAGCAGCUCCCCGAGAUCGGCCGCAGCCUCGGCAAGACCGUCAAGAGCUUCCAGGAGGCGGCUAAGGAGUUCGAAAGUGAACUGAAGAAAGAGCCUGGGGAAGGUGGCGAUCAGCCCCCACCUGCAACCCCCACGGCAACGGGGGUAGGUGGCGCGGAGAAGGGGCUUGAGGCAUCAAGUAGCAAGGAGAGCACGUCGCGGAGAAGGGGGUUGUUGGUGUAAAAUUGUAUUCUGGUCUUCUGGAGUUAGCAUCAAGUUCAUGUCCUUUUUAACCACGUCGCGGUUUCAGGCCAUUGUAGCGAUAUGUUUGUAGUCUGUACCGGGAAUAACAACCUUCCGUGAUUGAUUAUGAAUCGGUUGUCUUGGGCAUUA